Salvia hispanica is the source of this 747-nucleotide messenger RNA. NCBI's taxonomy places the organism in Eukaryota, Viridiplantae, Streptophyta, Magnoliopsida, Lamiales, Lamiaceae. The record is from RefSeq and is a predicted model, not a curated record.
AUGAGCCGAGAUCUUUUUCUCCGUAUUUUGCACACGUUGGAGGGACGUGAUGAGUACUUCCAGUAUCGGGAAGACGGGAUCGGCAGACCCGGACUUACGACGUUGCAGAAGUGCACGGUUGCGAUCCGCCAGAUGGCCUACGGCACAACAGCGGAUAUGUUCGAUGAGUACCUUAACGUCGGGGAUACAAUUGGCCGCGAAUGUCUCAAGAAAUUUUGUAAGUUAGUUGUGGAGGCUUUUGGCGACACAUAUUUGCGACGCCUGACUGCUGAUGAUUGCCAGAGCCUGAUGCGGAUGCAUGAGACGAUGCACGGCUUCCCUGGGAUGCUAGGGAGCAUCGACUGUAUGCACUGCUGCCCAAUUGGUGAGAGGAGAGUCUUGUUUGCGGCAAAGCAGGAGUCCGCGCGGAAGGAUGUGGAGCGGACUUUUGGGGUGCUCCAAUCGCGGUGGGCAAUCGUGAAAGGUCCGGCGCGUUUCUGGUACAAGGAAGUCAUCGCCGACGUCAUGUAUGCGUGCAUCAUCAUGCAUAACAUGAUAGUCGAACAAGAACGUGGACAUGUCACCAAUUGGGUGGAUGAUGAAGCCGGAUCUAGCUCCAGCACGGCGACCUCGCCUGUCACUCGAGGAUUACCGACUGGCUUCGGUGCGGUUCUACAGCGACAGGCCUCAAUGCGCAACCAACAAGACCAUACUCAGCUCAUGACCGACAUGAUUGAAGAAGUUUGGAACCGCAACCGCCGCCGUUGA